This is a messenger RNA of Phialemonium atrogriseum, 2447 nucleotides long. RefSeq names its product putative aaa family protein. Gene Ontology annotation, molecular function: ATP binding; ATP hydrolysis activity. The transcript has 5 exons. Bases 121 to 2361 code for a protein of 746 amino acids. NCBI's taxonomy places the organism in Eukaryota, Fungi, Ascomycota, Sordariomycetes, Cephalothecales, Cephalothecaceae. The record is from RefSeq and is a predicted model, not a curated record.
CUGUGGACUUCACAUUACCAGAGUAUCUGUCUUCUUCCACGGAUCUUACAUCUGCUCUUACUCAGUAAAUUUUGGUGCGACCUGCAACCAACUUGACCAACCCGCCACGGACGAAGCGAGAUGCUGGGUCUAAAAGGUGUUUCCGUUUCGGAGUACCUCUGGAAAUGGCAGCACAAGCUCCGCAAUCUCGGCACGAAGAAUGAGAAGACGGUCGCCGACUUCGAGCUUAAGCAGGGGAAGCAGCUAAAAGUGGGGUUGUCCGUAGCCUCGUCUAAGAUCGCCAAUAUCGGAUCUACCCCUUCAAUCAAGACCUUCUACGAGGGUCCGAUGAGCCAACCCAAUGCCUUCAAUUGGGUUGACUACCCUCCGAGGCAGCUAAGCAAGAGUGCCGUCCAAGCGAACGAGCGGGUCGCCAUCAGGGUGUACAAGAUCAAGGACACUAAGAAGGACAUGAUCUCUGGCUACCACACGCUCAAAUACCACCAGAUCGAGGUUCAGAGCCCUCUACUGUUGGCCGCCCUCGCCGACGUGCUCAAGGACCAAGAUGUCCACAUUGACGUGAACGACACGGCCACCUUCCACUACCCCUUUAUACCACUCUACUUUGCCUACGACGGGCUUGUGGCAAAGCGCACGAGCUUGACAAAGGACGACCCCCUGGACGAGUUCCUCCUCUUGCUAAUCAGGCUCUUGGACGACAUCUUCGCCCCAAUACGGACCAAGUUGAAGAAUCUCAGGGCUGACCGUCUUGUGUCCUUUGAACUGGCCUGGGCGUAUUUUCCGAGAGACACGGUGGUCCUCAGUUGGGGGAAAACCUGCGAAAGACUGUGCAAGGUCGUUGACACCUCGUACACCAAGGGCAAUGAGGUCAUGAACCCGAUCUUGAUCAUCCGCAGCAAAGUUCUCAUUUUCAACGGCGAGGCCUUCAGCUGGGAGGAUGCCACGUUUGAGAUUCCCCAGUUUUCGGGCCACAAACCCAUCACCAAGCUGGACCACUACCCCCUGGAGUUCUCUGACGACGCGGAUGGUAUCAAGAAGAAGCUCACUGCGAGGGGCAGAAAGGUACUGGAUUACCAGGGAAUAACGUACUGCGCAUACAGCGGCAUUGCAAUCCACAAGAGCAGCGUAUGUGUGGAGCGGCUCAAAGUAAACGGCCGCAUUCUUAUCGACGUGGUCGGCUACAAUAAGCACCAUCGGGGGCUGACACCACGCGAGACUAUGGACCUAGACGCAAAGACCAAGGUGAAUGUCACGAACAGCAAGGACCGUGACCUUGCAAGAACUCAGGAUGCGGUGAAUCCUGCGGUCUGGAAGUGGCUCGACGAGGAUGCCCAGGCGAGGAACAAGACGACAAUGCUUGAAAAACAAGAGGAUCUAAUGUUCAUGUCGCCAUUGUUGGAGGGGUACACACUGACGGAAAAGGUGUGGUGCUGUUUCUUCGUCGACGAUAUUGAACCCAUGGUCUGGAAUGACAAGGCGUACGAUCAUCUGGUCUAUGAUGAGGAGCAGAAGGACUUGGUUCUAUCGUUUGUCGAGAGCCACGGUCAUGUGCGUCACCAGGUGGACGACGUCAUCAUGGGAAAAGGCUUGGGCCUUAUUGUGCUCUUGAGCGGCCCCCCAGGAACGGGCAAGACUCUGACUGCCGAAGCGAUCGCCGACCGCACCCGCCGGCCCCUCUUUUACCUGCAAGCUGAGGACCUGGGCGUUAGCGCCACCACGCUUGCGACACAGCUCAAGAAGAUCCUCGAGAUGGCCACUGACUGGGGUGCAGUGAUUCUGCUGGACGAGGCUGACGUCUUCAUGGCAGAGCGGCAUCCGCAGGAUAUCGCGCGCAACGAGCUUGUGUCUAUCUUCCUGCGUGAACUUGAGUACUACCGCGGUAUCAUCUUCCUAACCACGAACCUGUAUAGCACUGUCGACUCGGCUUUCCGCAGCCGCAUUAGUCUGCACCUACUCUUCCAACCGCUCACUUCAGAAGCACGCAACAUUGUCUGGCGUAAGUUCCUUAACCGACUGCCGGAGGUGCCGCAGCUUCCGACGCCGGAACGAGAGAUGGGGGUGGCUGGUAUCGGUGUCGUAGAAGACGGAUGGAAGGAGGAGGAGGAGAGAAAGGUUGGAGACGGCGAUAGGGACGCGCAAGACACCGGUUUGGCUGGACUCAGCGACGAGGAUAUCAAUGAGCUGGCUGCUUGGCAGCUAAAUGGGAGAGAGAUCAAGACGGCGGUAAAAAUGGCGAAGACUUGGUGCGACUACAAGGGACAUGAGAUGACUCUGUCGAGGCUUGAGAAUGGUAUAAAGGCGACGACUCCGCAUGCUGCGAAGGUUACACACGAGGGCGACGUCACUCUGUAUGACGAUUAGGUAGAUUUAUAUCAGAGACUGAGCAAGCAGGUGCUCGAAUAACUCCUGCUGCGCGACCCUCGGCGGAUCGCUACUCGUGUUUAGGG